UUACCACACAGGUUCAUGCAUGACGGUAUACCUGGAAGUUGGCUGUACGGCAAGAGCGAGAACGGCUACAUGGACGGUGACCUGUUUCUGACGUGGUUCAGAGAAAUAUUUCUGAUUAACUGCGGCAGGGAGAGACCCGUCCUGUUAGUCAUGUACAACCAUGAUAGCCAUGUUACGUUGCCAUUGGUGGAGACUGCCCGUUUAAAUGAUGUGGUACUGCUCGGGUUGCCUGCCCACACAACGCACAUUCUUCAACCAUUGGAUGUAAAAGUAAAUGGACCACUGAAGACCAGAUUCAGUAAUCUGGCGACGCAUCUGGGCUUCGCCAACCCAAGCUUGUCAAUAGGAAGAUCGAGAUUGUAGUUCUGCGUCACGCAAUAGAACAGACGACACCCUCCUCUGUUAGACAGGCGUUUGUGGCUACCGGCAUAACCCACAAGCAAUAGAUAAAUCACAAUUAGUUCCAGCAACUUUUACUAAAACAAAUU
Messenger RNA from Ruditapes philippinarum (Manila clam), 488 nucleotides. RefSeq lists its product as uncharacterized. The transcript is spliced from 2 exons. NCBI's taxonomy places the organism in Eukaryota, Metazoa, Mollusca, Bivalvia, Venerida, Veneridae. Bases 16 to 363 code for a protein of 115 amino acids. The record is from RefSeq and is a predicted model, not a curated record. Gene Ontology annotation, molecular function: nucleic acid binding.